This is a messenger RNA of Dendrobium catenatum, 1246 nucleotides long. Its product is annotated as exocyst complex component EXO84B-like. The transcript is spliced from 3 exons. The record is from RefSeq and is a predicted model, not a curated record. NCBI's taxonomy places the organism in Eukaryota, Viridiplantae, Streptophyta, Magnoliopsida, Asparagales, Orchidaceae. The coding region runs from base 3 to 839 and encodes 278 amino acids. Gene Ontology annotation, cellular component: exocyst. Gene Ontology annotation, biological process: Golgi to plasma membrane transport; intracellular protein localization; exocytosis.
UAAUGUUGUUGUACUUAAGCUUUGUCAUUUUUUUUCAGAUGGUUCUUGAUGAUGCUUUCCCAUUUCGUGCUUUCCAUUUGGAAAACUUAAUACUCAAAGGACUAAGUGACCUGGUUGAUGAAUACACACUUAACCUUGAAAAAGCUAUGGCAAUAAGAGGAUAUAUAGAAGAAUGUGAUUUUCCUUUGAAUAUUUCAAAUCAGAAACUUCAUCAACAAAUCUCCAUUUUAGUCAAUUCCUUUGUACUGGUGCAUUUGUUGCCCACUAUUGUACAAAAUUCAUUUAAUGCUACAAUAUUUUCAAGAGAUGCGGUGUUACCAGGACAAGAUAAGCUUUCUUUACAGAAAGAAUUGGAUUUCUGGAAGCAGGCAAUUCAAGAAGUCUCAAACCGAUUAAAGAGUUGUUUCUGCCAGCAAUUUGUGUCUGGCAUCAUGAGCUAUGAAAAUUCUGAAUCCAUGAAAAAUCUGGAUGCCUGCAGUUGUGGUUACUGCUUACCAGGCUCCUUAAAAGAUCCAAUGCCUUCUUUUGUUUUUCAGGAACUGUUUGUACGGCUGAGGCAUUUAGAAGAACAGUUUGAAUCUAUAUUGCUUGUUGAGGAUGGGAUGAUUAAUAGCUUGUUAAAUGGGAUUAUGAUGACCUUGAUCUUUAGGCUUUCAGAAAACUGGGAGUUCUUGCAAGCUACAAAGAACCAUAAACAGUUGCUUCUAGAUGUGCACUUCUUGAUGGAGAUAGCAAGGGUUGGAGGGUACUUAUCAGAUAAUCUAAUGGUAGCAGCAUUUGAUUUUAUUUCAAUUAUUAAAGAGGAGCUCUCUAGAGAAGAAUUCCAUCUUAACAGGUGACAAUUUAAUCUCACUAGUCAUCAUUGUUGAAUCAUAAACAUCUCUGUAGACUAUUCAAUAAAGCAGUUUCAGAUUUUCAAAAGUUUUUCAUUUUCUACUGCCCCUCCACCCCCCAAGGGUUUUAGCGGUUUUGCCACACCCCGAUGGACCUAACCAAAUUUGCAUAGAUAACAAAUAAGUCCAUUGGCAGGAAUAACUUUAACAGAACCAAAACAAAAAUGCUGAAUUAAUAACCAAAGAAUAAAAUAUCUCAAAAUGCUUGGUUAUGAGUUUAUUACAAUCUGGCUUGCACAUAGAGUUCAACUUUCAUAAUGGAACUAAGGGACUAUUUGGUUGGAUUACUUUGGGUGUAAAGUAUUUCAAAUGCAAGAGUUUUAUAAGGUGAUAAGAUCAUAUUAGAUUUUUCU